AGGCCCACCCACAUACAGUGUGCAUACAUGUAAUGUAUGUUCGUAGCAUUUUUGGCUAUACCUUGAAAGACCAUAUGCUACUUGGACCUCUAGCUCAGGCAUCAUUAUACCAUAUGGUACAUGUACGCGUCACACAGGCCACUGGGUGUACAUAUGUCUUCAUAUACAUGCCCUGUGCCCUGCAUGUGUAGUAGGGAAGAAACACUGUUGUGUGACCAAACCUAAUGUGUUCUGAGCCCUGGGUUUAAAUUGUCACAGUGCUUGAAAGGAAAUGGAUAUAUAAAAGCCGGGGUGUGAUGCUUUUUCAUGUACGUCAGCCAAACCGUAUGCUAACUCCAUCUUAACAUGCUCGACUGUGACAGAACGGAUAUUUAGAUGUGAUUUGCUGAUAACGGUACCUCCCUUAUCAGCAGUUUUGUGUGCACAGUUUUGUGUUGUGAUUAUUUGACACAAAACCUAACCUCAUUGGGCAUGUUUGUUUUACAGGUGUGUUGUUCGUGCUCGAGACCAAACAUUGCUGUAUCCAGUGGAUGGACAGCUAUUGUCAACAAGCCAAGCAUGCUGACCUAGCUGGGUGUUCCGUAGCGACUAGUGCCCCCACCAAAAAAACAUGGAGGAACCUCUGUGAACCUACCUUCUGCUGAAUCAAAGACUAGCGGUUUGUAUAAUCAGGUCCAACAUGGAGGGGAAAAACGACAGCGAUAUGCAAGAGGCAGGGGAGGAAGUGACGCCUAUGACUAAACAGACGUCAGGCCGGAGGUCGGGGAAGAAGAUCAGUGUGGUGUGGCUGAGGUGGAAACGGCGGGGCAUGGUGGAGAUCAUGUCUGGCCACAGACGAUGGACGCUCACCAACUGUGUCAGGAUCGGGCUGGAGAAGGCACUGGCAGACAGGACACACAUCAAACCCAUAGAGGAGCUGACAAAAGAUGACUAUGAGGACAUCAGGAGUAAGAGGCACACUGAGACAAUAGACAAGAAGUCCCAGCAGUCUUUUGAGUUUGCCACGUACGCAGGAGAGGUUUUCGCCACUCUUCGUAACAUCAUCAACAUCUCUGAGGAGGAAUACCUGAACUCUGUCACACCCAUGGCCAACAGACGAUACCUGGAGUUCAUCAGUAACUCCAAGAGUGGACAGGACUUCUUCCUUACACCUGAUAAGAGAUUUAUGAUCAAGACACAGACAAAAAAGGAGACAUACUUCUUCCUAGAACAUCUCAGGACAUACGUAGAACAUUUCAAAAAGUACCCCCACACACUGAUGGUGAAAUUCCUGGGCCUGCACAACAUCAAACUCCUCUACUUCAUUGUCAUGCAGAGCAUCUUCUACCCAGACGAGAGAAUACGGGAACGGUAUGACAUCAAGGCCUGUCAAGCUAGCAGAUAUGUUCUGCCAGAAAAGGAAGGCAGUCAGAUCAUUACAGUCUUAAAAGACAACAACUUUGGGGACAAGAAGAUCAACCUAGGUGGCAACAGGGCAUGGUUCCUGCAGCAGGUGCAGGCUGACACAGAACUGCUGGAGGAGCUCGGUGUUCUGGACUACAGCUUACUGCUGGGGAUCACAGAGCUGCACAGCGACGAGAAAAACAGCCAAGAUCUUGCCAGCCUAGUCCAGAGAGUUGCUAAAUCCCUUCACCAUGGUAGUCCUGAAAAGUCUGCCAACCAUACAAAAUCUACCGGCGGCGCCCUGCAUGAGGAAAUCAGUCACUCUGCGGCGACACUUCCGGUAAACGGUGUCAUGGGUUCCCUUCCCGGUAUGGUGGACUCGGACGAACCUCAGUCCGACCCAACGUUGGGCCCAAACAUUCCUGGUCACAACAGAAGACUUCUUCUCAACACACCCAACAACUUACACAUCGUGGAUGGGGAGGAGUACAGAUACUUCUUGGGUAUCAUCGACUUCUUCGUAACCUACAGUCUGAAGAAGAAGCUCGAGAACUUGUGGAAGAAGAUUCGGUUCCCCGGGCAAUCCUUUUCUACCGUUCCACCCAAUGUGUAUGCGGAAAGGUUUAGGAAGUACAUGGCUGAACAUUCUGAGUAGUUUAAGAACUUCUGAGGAAGUCUUUUCUUGGAACUUCAAGUGAAAACAAGUCAACUUCCAGUGAAAACACACAGCCUUAAACAUUUCAAAACCUCAGUCAGAAGUGCACGUUGUAUAAAUUGAUGUAUUUGUACAAGACUGAUAUAAUAUAUUUAUUCAGAGUGGCAACGGUUGCCUCAAUAUCGUUCCUGAUAUUUUGUACUUUAGGUUACUAUUAAGAAUUGUGAAAGUUUCCAGAAUGUACAGAACGUCAGCACCAAUAGAAACCUAGUCCAUUUUCCAUGAAUCCAUUUGAUAUUAGGGUCGAUAAUUUUAGCAGUUUGGAGAAAAAAGAUUAGAUAACAGCAUUUGAUUUUAAUGGUGGGAACAAACAUCCCUGUCUCAGAUGUUAGUAAUCAAUUCUUUGCAAUGAUGAAAUUUUAGCAGUUGACCAUGAAAGUCACUAAAAACAAGUCAAUAACGACAAAAUGAAAAAUAACAUUUUAAUCCGAGACC
Molecule: messenger RNA, 2533 nt
Organism: Branchiostoma floridae (Florida lancelet)
Lineage: Eukaryota; Metazoa; Chordata; Leptocardii; Amphioxiformes; Branchiostomatidae
Product: phosphatidylinositol 4-phosphate 5-kinase-like protein 1
Biological process (GO): phosphatidylinositol metabolic process
Molecular function (GO): phosphatidylinositol kinase activity
Source: RefSeq, a predicted model, not a curated record